UUAGAUUUUGAAACUUACAUAUGUUCUGUAUGGCCGUUUUCCUUUCAACAAAUAAAGAAAAAUUUAAAAACUGAAAAUGAACAGAUUGAGACACUCUGUUGCAAACUACUAACCGAAUAAUGAAUCUCUCCACAGUAAAAAAAGAAAAACCUGAGAGACAGAACAGAGGGAUCGAGGAAUGAGAGACACGAAGACGACUAAGAGAGAAUGUCGUCUUCGUUGUUUCUUCGUCAACUUUUUCUCUUCAUCUCCUCUCUCCUCAUCCUUCUCUUCUCCGGCGAUGUUCCCUCCGCCGCCGGAGCUCCCUCUCCGGUCGUAUCUCCCCGUGCGAUGAUGAGAGAGAGAAGGAAUAAGAUGCAAACGAUGGAGUUUUUAAACGCGCACAACACAGCGCGGGUAGCUUCAGGCGCGUCGCAUCUCAGAUGGGAUCAAGGCCUGGCCCGUUUCGCAUACGAUUGGGCCAAACAACGCAAAUCGGAUUGUAAAAUGACCCAUUCAGGUGGGCCUCACGGAGAGAAUAUAUUCUGGUACCAGAGGAGUGUGAAUUGGACGCCCAAGAGAGUGGUCGCGACGUGGGUGGAUGAAAGCUUGCACUACGACCGGACGACUAACUCGUGUGGAGCUGGUAAGAUGUGCGGUCACUAUACGCAGAUAAUUUGGCGCGCAACCACAGCCGUUGGAUGCGCACGUGUCAAGUGUGACAACGAACUUGGAUUCCUUGUGGUUUGCGAGUAUUCACCUGGUGGAAAUUACGAAGGCGAAAGUCCCUAUGAUUUGCCUAAAUAAAAUUACAAUUUUCAAUUUUAAUGUUGUUUUCUCUAAACUGUUCGCUCCAGUUCAAAUGAAACCAUUUUUUUCCUGAAUUUCCUUAAUGUUUCUACUUCUACUAAUGUAAUGUAAUGUACAAAUAACGUGGAUCGUGUUUUUAUACGUAUACUGGGCCUAUAAUUGGG
Raphanus sativus (radish) is the source of this 953-nucleotide messenger RNA. RefSeq names its product pathogenesis-related protein PRB1-3. The record is from RefSeq and is a predicted model, not a curated record. Bases 208 to 786 code for a protein of 192 amino acids. NCBI's taxonomy places the organism in Eukaryota, Viridiplantae, Streptophyta, Magnoliopsida, Brassicales, Brassicaceae. The transcript has a single exon. Gene Ontology annotation, cellular component: extracellular region.